This is a messenger RNA of Myxocyprinus asiaticus (Chinese sucker), 2595 nucleotides long. RefSeq names its product extracellular calcium-sensing receptor-like. The record is from RefSeq and is a predicted model, not a curated record. NCBI's taxonomy places the organism in Eukaryota, Metazoa, Chordata, Actinopteri, Cypriniformes, Catostomidae. Gene Ontology annotation, biological process: G protein-coupled receptor signaling pathway. Gene Ontology annotation, cellular component: membrane. Gene Ontology annotation, molecular function: G protein-coupled receptor activity. The transcript has 6 exons. The coding region runs from base 1 to 2595 and encodes 864 amino acids.
AUGUGGAUCAUUCCAUAUAUUUGUCUUUACCUUUUAUUUAACUGUAUCUCUGCAGCUUCAAUCCUCAGCACAGGUACCUGUCAGCUCCAGGGACGCUUCAAGUUGAACGGAAUGUACCAAGAUGGAGAUCUUUUACUCGGAGGCCUGUUUGAGGUUCACUUUCUUACAGUGUUCCCAGAGCUGAGCUUCAGAGCUGAGCCGGAACCACCAUACUGUGAGCAAUUUGAUAUAGCAAGCUUCCAGCAAGCACAGGCCAUGGUUUUUGCUAUUGAUGAGAUAAAUAAGAAUCCCAGUCUGCUGCCAAACAUCACUCUUGGUUACCAUCUGUAUGACAACUGUGUGACACUAGGAAUGGCGUUUCGGGCUGCCAUAGCCCUGAUUAGUGGGACUGAAGAGUCCCUCACCAACCUCAACUGCACCGGCCCACCACCAGUGAUUGGAAUUGUGGGGGACUCAAAUUCCACUCCUUCUAUUGCAAUUUCCAGUGUUCUUGGACUGUUUCGAGUACCUAUAGUUAGCUAUUAUGCCACCUGCUCCUGUUUGAGUGACAGGAAGAAGUACCCCUCCUUCUUCAGAACUAUCCCCAGUGAUGCUUUCCAGGUGCAGGCUAUGGUAAAGAUUUUGAGACAUUUUGAAUGGACCUGGGUUGGUCUCAUCUACAGUGAUGACGACUAUGGCAUCUAUGCUGCUCAGUCCUUCCAUCAGUAUGUGCAGCUCUUUGGAGGGUGUGUUGCUUUUUCUGAAAUCCUACCACUCGAUAAUGACCGGAGAGAUAUUAAACGCAUAGUGCAAGUGAUUCAGUCCUCUACAGCUAGAGUGGUGGUGGUGGUCUCCACUUCAUCCUAUCUGUUGCCAUUGAUGGAUGAGGUUGCGCAGCAGAAUGUGACGGGCAGGCAAUGGAUUGCAAGUGAAGCCUGGACCAGCAAUCCUGUAUUUCACAGUCCACGUUUCCUGCCUUUUUUGAGGGGCACACUGGGCUUCACCAUCAGGCGUGUAGAAAUGCAAGGACUUCAUGACUUUCUGCUACGUCUCCAUCCUGACAAUGACCCAAGAAACAAUAUGGUGAGAAUCUUCUGGGAGAACAUGUUCAAGUGCAGAUUUGAGACUGGAGGUAGAGAGAUAGAGGGAGAAAAAAUGUGUACAGGGCAGGAGGAUCUGAGCAGCACAGACACAGCAUAUUCUGACGUAUCAGACCUGAGGGCCUCCUAUAAUGUGUAUAAAACAGUAUAUGCCCUGGCACAUGCGCUGCAUGACUUGAUGCAGUGUGAGGAGGAGAGAGGGCCAUUCAGUGGGAACAGCUGUGCUGACAUAAAGAACCUGCAGCCCUGGCAGCUGGUUCACUACCUACAGAAAGUAAACUUCACCACAGGUUUUGGGGACCAUGUGUCAUUUGAUAAGAAUGGAGAUGCCCUGGCCAUUUAUGAUGUGGUAAACUGGCAGCCGAGCUUUGAUGGGUCGAUCAUUGUACGCACAGUUGGUGUGGUGGAUGAAGCGGCGACAGGGAAGGUGCUCACACUAGAUGAAGAUGCAUUAUAUUGGAACUUCGAGACGAGAAAACCCCCACGGUCUGUGUGUAGUGAGAGCUGUCCCCCAGGCACCAGACGAGCCAUGAGGAAGGGCCUUCCUGUCUGCUGUUUUGACUGCCUGCCAUGUGCAGAUGGAAAGAUUUCUAAUACAACAGAUGCCAUUGAGUGCACAUUAUGUCCAGAUGAGUUUUGGUCCAAUCCAGAAAAGGAUCGGUGUGUCCCCAAAGAAGUGGAAUUUCUAUCCUAUGAGGAACCUUUAGGCAUCUCCCUGACCACUGCCUCCCUGCUUGGCACCUGCUUCUGUGUUCUUGUGAUGCUCAUCUUUGCUCAUCACCGUAACACUCCCAUAGUACGUGCCAACAAUUCAGAGCUCAGUUUCCUGUUGCUGCUCUCACUCAAACUGUGUUUCCUGUGUGUGCUACUCUUCAUUGGCCGUCCACAGUUGUGGACAUGUCAGUUAAGACAUGCCAUGUUUGGCAUUAGCUUUGUCCUUUGCAUCUCCAGCAUCCUGGUAAAGACUAUGGUGGUAAUUGCCAUUUUCAAGUCAUCUCGGCCUGAGAGUAAGGGAGCCAUGAAAUGGUUUGGUGCAGCCCAACAGAGAGGUACAGUCUUGGUCCUAACUGCCCUCCAGGUGGCAAUAUGUGUAGUCUGGUUAUCAAAUGCAUCUCCCACACCCCAUAAAAACAGCCAAUAUGUAAGUUCCAAAAUAGUAUAUGAGUGUGCUAUUGGCUCAGUGGCUGGUUUUGCUGUGCUUCUGGGCUACAUUGGCUUUCUGGCAGCAGUAAGCUUCUUCUUAGCAUUCAUGGCAAGGAACCUUCCAGACAAUUUUAAUGAAGCAAAGUUUAUUACUUUUAGUAUGUUGAUCUUCUGUGCUGUGUGGAUUGCAUUUGUUCCAGCAUAUGUCAGCUCACCAGGGAAAUAUGCAGUGGCUGUGGAGAUUUUUGCCAUUUUGGCUUCCAGUUUUGGAUUACUGGUGGCUAUAUUUGCCCCAAAGUGCUACAUCAUACUUUUACAUCCAGAAAGAAACACUAAAAAAGCCAUAAUGGGAAGAGCCAUAGAAAAUAAAUAA